AUGCUUUGGCUCAAGCUCGUGCGGUGUGUUUUCGGCAAAAUUCUUUACUCGGCCGAUGGCACCCAGGGCAAUCUCAAGCAUAGUGUAGGCACGAAUGCCAUCCGCCAGAUUUCUUCCGAAAGAGAUGAGAGUGACAAGUCCGACGCCGACAGUGCCCGAUCCAAGAUGAAGGAUGGUGGCGAGAGAAACCAUAAUAACAGCAAGAACUACCAUAACCAGGUUGAUAACCAGAAGGAGCCAUUGUUGGGUAAUACCCAGGAGGUAGCUCGGCUGAUUUGA
Molecule: messenger RNA, 279 nt
Organism: Colletotrichum spaethianum
Lineage: Eukaryota; Fungi; Ascomycota; Sordariomycetes; Glomerellales; Glomerellaceae
Exons: 1
Coding region: 1-279 (92 amino acids)
Source: RefSeq, a predicted model, not a curated record